CCUCGUCCCCCUCAUCCCAUACAAAAUGUAGGUACUGUAUGUGUGUUAUGUAACUGUGGCAGUAAAUCAUGGAUGGAUGGAUCAUUCUAUUUUAGAAGUGGCCAGAAGGUCGGUGGGAUCAUUGCCGACUGGUGUAACAAUUUCCUGAAAAAGCUGUUUCGUAAGUACAACUUUGUAGCAAGUUUUAAUUUAUCCAACUCUUCCCUUCUAUUCCUUUAUUUUUGGAUCUGAAGUCUUGUGAAGCUCUCGUCAGUAUCAAGCGAAUAUUAUCGAAGAAACUUAGCAGCUAGCUCAAGUAACAUCUACCUCUGUUGUUAUUGUUGUUAUUGUUGUCAUUGUUGAUCAUUCUUCGAUUACUUAUAUCUCAUACAACCCCAUUCACCUAUCAUAUACCCUCUCCUGCGUUAAGGCCGAGCCGAGUCGCAAUCAAGAUGGCGGUUCGGCCUGGUGAAGAAAACGUUGCGACCCUCUUCGGCGACGUUCAUUACUUUUACGGACCACCCGAAGCAAAACCACCGCACCAUCGCUUUGAUAAGGGCUCUUACGUCUAUCUUUUCGAGAAUGCGAAUGACCGGAGAGCACGUAUUGAAAUUGCCAACCAGCCGGGAACAGACGACCAAGAUGCUUUUGAUGGGUUCUUAGAUAGGACCCGGAUUCGGUAUUCUUACAAGCAAGAAUGCCUCGUAAAUAUCGUAAUCGAAGCCGCCCCCGGCGCGCCCAUAGACCCAAGCCAGUGGCAUCUUCCUACCUAUGACCCGCGAAAUGAGAACAAGUAUCACUACAAACUUCACUCGCUCGACAUCUACUUUUGGACUCACGGCGACGCCUUACAAUUUGUAAAUGGCGUGCGACGAGUCUUGCCUAUAUCUCAGGUAGAGGUCGCAGACGAGCCAGGCCCGCCGCCUCACCCGUAUGCUCAGCCUCAAGACACCAAUUCCUUGGUCCAGCGGCUAGAAAAUGUUGCCAUCUCAGAUCCUAAGUACACGAGCCCUAAGCCAGGGCCGCAAGGCAUACCUACUUUUGCGCCGCCACCAACCUCAGCAUCGGCAAACAGUGGUAAGAGUGGCUCACCCCACAGCUUUGCGCCGAUCCCGUACAACCCAGCGGCACCAGCUGCCGCGGAACAGAGAGUACACCGAGAAAAGACACCGCCUCCACCUGAGGAGGACGGCCAUGAUCCUCUUACUGCGGCCAUCGCCCGUGACCAUCAUGCCCCGGCGGUAUAUACCCCCGGGUACGGUGCCAUGAACUUUUCAGCUCCCCCAGGUACUCCUGGUGUUGUUGGCCCUCCUCAACAUAUACAUCCUGGUCUUGCGAGUCCCGGUCUUGCGAGCCCCGGCCUUAUGAGCCCAGGUCUUGUUAGUCCAGGUCUCCCUACUCCCGGCAUCACCAGUCCUGGGUUCCCGCCUUCUCAAUUCGGCCACUUGCAACGCUCAUCCACGAUGCCCGUCUCCGGCAUGGCUUCACCAGGUCUUGUUAGUCCGUACGGGGCCAAUUUCCCCGGAUCGCCAGGCUUUGCUCCACAAUCAACGCAAAGCCUACAGCACCACCCAACCCCUCCUCCUAUUCAGAGUCCCGGCCUGCCUCCGCCGCCACCCGGGGGCUAUUCGAAUUACACCUACGGGGGAGCGCCGCAGCCUGGGGGCGUAGACUACAAUAUCCACCAGCAGUUAUAUCGGCCCACGGAACAGGAGCACGCGCUUAAGCAUGGCGCGUACAAGCCCAAGCCGGAGGGCCACAGCAAGCUGGGCCAGAACGCGGAGAGGCUGGAGAAGGGCGUCACGGGGAUGCUGAAGAAGUUUGAGAAGAGAUUUGGUUAAGGGACUGCCUAGUGGGUAGACAUCUGUUACAGCUUACCUAUAGGUAGCUUACAGGUAUCUAGUAUACCUUCAUGUAAGUUAUGAAUCAUGUCACCUAGCAAUUUGGAUACCAUAUUCUAUUUCUAUAGUAUUUAAUAAAAGUUCAUGCAAUCAGAAA
Messenger RNA from Hypoxylon fragiforme, 1977 nucleotides. RefSeq lists its product as uncharacterized. The coding region runs from base 432 to 1820 and encodes 462 amino acids. The record is from RefSeq and is a predicted model, not a curated record. Lineage: Eukaryota; Fungi; Ascomycota; Sordariomycetes; Xylariales; Hypoxylaceae. The transcript has 3 exons.